Molecule: messenger RNA, 963 nt
Organism: Plasmodium gonderi
Lineage: Eukaryota; Apicomplexa; Aconoidasida; Haemosporida; Plasmodiidae
Product: methyltransferase
Exons: 2
Coding region: 1-963 (320 amino acids)
Molecular function (GO): S-adenosylmethionine-dependent methyltransferase activity
Source: RefSeq, a predicted model, not a curated record
AUGUUUUCCUUUUCCUCGUUUAAAAAGCUACUGGUAGGCGUGAGUGUUGCAAAUGGAGGUGUAAUAGUGGGCUGUUUUUACAUUUACAAAAAGAAUAGACCUAUAAAUGACCAUACCUUGGAUGAGCCAAGCGAAAGUUUCCGAAUUCGAACCUUUGACGAACUAGCCAAAAACUAUGAUGAAAAAAAUGAUUUCAUAGAAAGAGUCACAUCUAUAAACAAAUACAAAAAGAAAAACUUUCGAAAAGUAAACGGCAUUGUGUUAGAAAUAGGAGCAGGAUCAGGCAGAAACUUUCCCUUUUUAAAAAAAAUAGAUACAUUAGUAUGCGUUGAAAAGAGCGAAAAAAUGUGUGAAGAACUGAAAAAAAAACUGGAAAAAAUAAGACCUCCAUAUCCUGUAUAUAUCAUAAACGAUGACAUAAAAAAUAGAAUUUUUCUUCCCAACGUUUUUGAUUGUGUCAUUUCGUCUUUUACAUUAUGUUCCUUGGAACAUGUGAAUGAAAGUUUAAAAACAGUCCAUGAAGUGUUGAAGAAUGAUGGGAGAUUCUAUUUAAUCGAGAGAGGUAUUAUUUAUUACAAAAUUGUUAGAUACAUUUUAGAAAAAUUGAAUUUAUAUCCUAAUAAGAAAAUUCCAUGGGAAUUUGGUUAUUACGAAAAUAGGUGCCCAUUAGAAAUUUUAAAAAAAAAUAAUUUCCAAAUCAUUUUUAAGCUUAUAAAAAAUGCUGGAAGUAUUUACAUACUAACAGCGAAAAAACAAAAAAAUAAUUUUACUCUUCCAUCCAAAAAAAAUGUUCUCAUGAAUGACACUGUGAAUGCAAUUAAAAGUACGGAUACUAUACAAAACGAAAUUAAAGACAAAGUACAAAUGGAGCAAACACGGGAGAAAAGAAAACCCAUCGAGAUUAAAGAUAUAUUAUGUAAUCGAUUGGAUAUUCCAAUUUAUUACUCCUACAAAAAUGUUUAA